UUUGUUAUUAGUGAUGAUAUUUGAGUGAAACUAUUUUUCUUUCUACGAAAUAGCUAGCUAACAUGCACCAAUAGCCUAACUUAAAUGUACCAGUGAGUAGACAAAACCAUAUAAUUGUAUUUUUAAAAAAUAACGUACCAAAAAUCUCAUUAAGUUUUCCUGCAUAUGGUUUCCACGUUUUCAUAAAUGAAAAAUUUGUUUAACUUCUAAACUUUGAGGCUACAAAAUUUUACGCCUUUGCGGGUCAGCUGACUACAUUUCCCAGAAUCCCCAGUCAAUGUUUAUGUAGACUGUCACUCUUGCUUUGCACUGGGGUACUUGCCCCCAUUUCCAUGCGUUGUUUAUGUAGUAAUGCAGCCCUGUCAGUGUCUUAACUUUUGCUUUAAACUGAUAACCGUGUUUCGCUGAAUCGACAGGAAAAACGGUAACAUGAAAUGGAGAUCACUCGUGCCAGGCCGUCCUUGUACGGAGAGAUCGCCCAUGGUCUUGGGUUCUGGACGGACCGAUCAGCAGUGCAUGAGGCUGCUGCGCAGGGCUGGGCUCUCCAGCUGCAGCAGUUAAUCGAAGGAGGAGCAGCAGUCAACAUCGUAGCAGUUGACUCUAUCACCCCCCUGCAUGAGGCGUGUAUACAAGGACAGACCCAGUGUGUCAGACUGCUGCUGGAUGCUGGUGCACAGGUGGAUGCCCGUAACAUCGAUGGCAGUACUCCUCUGUGUGAUGCCUGUGCAGCAGGUAGCUUGGAGUGUGUAAAGCUGCUGUUGGAGUAUGGUGCAACAGUUAAUCCUCCUCUGUUUACCUUCUCACCACUUCAUGAGGCCUGUAUGGGAGGUAAUUCAGACUGUGUUCAGCUCAUGAUUGAUCAAGGAGCUUUCAUGGAGGCCCACGACUGUCACUACGGCACACCCCUUCAUGUAGCGUGUGCGAGGCAACAUUAUGACUGCGCCAAAGUUCUCCUUAAUGCAGGGGCAAGCGUAAACGCUGCCAAGCUCCAUGAGACGGCCCUCCAUCAUGCAGCCAAAACAAAGAAUGUGGACUUGAUUGAGCUUCUUGUGGAGUUUGGGGGGAGUGUGUAUGCCAGGGACAACCUGAACAAAAAACCAAUCCACUACACCUGCCAGGGCUCUCCCGCUUAUCUCUGCCUGGAGUUCUACGAGAACACCCCACUCAGUCUGCAGCAGAUCAGCAGGGUGGCUUUCAGAGUGUCCCUUGGAUCAAGAGCACUUGAUGUUAUUUCUAAGCUGGACUUGCCCAAUCGCAUCUUAAGUUUUCUUUCGUACAUACCACCUCCAGUUAUUGAAAUUUAAUCCUGAAAUUUAAGACUCUUCCUUGGAAGGUUAAAACUAGAUGAGCAUCUGCUAUUUGUCUAUCUGGAAAGUCCCAUGACAGGACGCCAGAUUUGGCAGACAUGCAGCACUGAUGCCAAACUAGUACAGUGCACACCACAGAAAAAACACCAUCACUCCAAUAAUUACAAAGUUAACCAAAGCAAGUAUAACAAGAGCAAAAUAAGAAACCGAUAACAAGCUGAAAUUAGAUCAGACAGUAACUUAAAAGCAAUCAGCUGUAAAGCAUGCAUACACUGGUCUUGAUCCUAUUUCCCUUAGAAAGAGGUUUUUGGUAAUCUUUUAACAAACAGUUGCCUCCACACAUUCAUUUUACAGAGCGUGGCAGAAGCUUUCCCUAUGAGUCCUGUGAAAUCAACAAUAUGUGACUUAGGUUUGACAGGAUACUUUCAUAUUACUGGAUUUUUGCUCAAAUAUGACUCUGCUAGUGUCUGCAGUCCAUUAUUUAAACUGUUUGCAUGUGGAGUAAAUGUAUAUGCAUUCAGCUGUUGCCACAAUGUCUUUAGUCCAUGGUUAAAUAGUUUCAUUCAACAGGGUAAUCUAUUACAUGUCAGCUGAGAAAACAAUGGCAGUUGAAAUGUUGCUUCUAGUCUGGCUUCUUGCUCGGUCACUCUUUCUGUUUAUCUCCUCUGUGACUAUAGACUCUGUAUAUAGGCGCCUGCCCUACCCACUGAGCACUCAUCACUUACCUAAACUGUGCUGCCAUGCUCUUGUUGGUUUGGUUUCUUUGUCUUCUUUAUGUUGCAACAAAAACGUCUCCUCUUAUUGGUCAGGACAGGUGAUGAUCAACCAUGCUGGCUACAUGGAGACCUUGUUUCAGGACUGCUGUAGCAAGACAAAAUAACACCUUUAUUCUUGGUUAUGUUGCAAAGAACUGUGUUUGGAAAUUAUACUACCUUUUGUGUUUGUGUGAAGAAAUCUGCUGUCCCAGCUUUGGCUUUCAGUUGCUGUAAUGUUCAGUUGGAGUGGACCUCUGCUAACAUUGGUUUGCUUAUUUAAGUUUUCUCGCGCGGAUGUAGUGGUUGACAUUGAAAUUGUAAGUUGGAAUCUUAUCUCUGAAAUGUCAACCAUAUCCAAAGGACUGUAAAGAUACAACUUGAAGUUAUCUGACCUCAGCCAGGAUUGAUCAGCUCACCUUCCGCCUAAGUGGAGGUCAAAUUUGCCAGAUAAAGGAACCUUUAACAGUCCACAUGUUAAAGGCAUGUGCAACACAACAAAUUGCUUUGAACCUAUCUGGAGUUUUGUUCAUUAAGAAAUGUCAGUCAGUGUUGAUAAUUUAAAGUGGUACAGGUAUGUUGUAAGGAUUUAUUUGUGGGCUUUUUAUGCCUUCAUUGUAAAGACAGGACCAUGAUAGAGUUGGAAAGUUGGGCGACAGUGGAGAAUGACAUGCUGGAAAGGAACCACAGGCUAGAAUUGAAACCAUGCCACCCUGAGGACAACAGCCUCUGAUUAUGGGGCACGUAGACGUAACCACAAUGGCUUUCAUUGUUCUUCCUUCCCAGUGCUCACUAAGACUAAGCCAAAAUCUCAAGGCACACCAUAUUCAUACCCAUGCAGAAGAGCCUCUUUAAUACCAGUGUUAAAGUGUCUUUAGUGGUUGUAUAUUUGUAGUAAUGACUUAUUGUACGAAUUCCCUCGGCACACCAUUUGGGAACCACUGAACCAGGCUACAGGUACCCGUAGUACUGCUUAAUGAAGUUUACAUGAACUGUCUUGCUUUAAUGAUCUGAAUGUACAAUGUGUGUAACACUUUGUAGAACCCAAAGGGACCAUGAGAUAGUCUGAUUAUCAGAACUUUAUUUGUAUGUUUUUGUAUAUAUGCUGUUACUAUUUAUAUUUCAUGUAAAUUUGUAUAUAAUACAGAUGGUUCUACCUCUAUAAAACUAGUGUAAAUAAAAAGACCACUACAGGACUGUUUCAAAACAUCAGCUCAGUUUUGUCCUCUAUGCUAACAGAGCUUCUUGUGGAGUUUAACUGAUUUGUUUUUAUGAUUUUGAUGAGGUUUUUAUGACAACCAGUAAGAGAGAGAAGCGAUAUAAGAGCCGUUUGCAGCGCCAGUAUAAAAUAAAGAGAGCCACUCCUAAGAACAGAAAACAAAUCCAAUCAUUUAGUACAAGGGCAUGUCUGAACCCGAGCCUCCGCUGCAAACAGAGCAGGUCUGACAGGAAUCAGGUGCAAAAUAUCUGUAAUUUUUUUUAAAUUUCUUGAACUAGAACUGCUUU
Cheilinus undulatus (humphead wrasse) is the source of this 3565-nucleotide messenger RNA. RefSeq names its product ankyrin repeat and SOCS box protein 13-like. The coding region runs from base 435 to 1304 and encodes 289 amino acids. Gene Ontology annotation, molecular function: protein binding. Lineage: Eukaryota; Metazoa; Chordata; Actinopteri; Labriformes; Labridae. Gene Ontology annotation, biological process: protein ubiquitination; positive regulation of protein catabolic process. The transcript has 6 exons. The record is from RefSeq and is a predicted model, not a curated record.